Messenger RNA from Orycteropus afer afer, 709 nucleotides. Lineage: Eukaryota; Metazoa; Chordata; Mammalia; Tubulidentata; Orycteropodidae. The record is from RefSeq and is a predicted model, not a curated record.
GGACUACACGCCCCAGCAGGCCGGGAAAAGGACCUAUCAGGGGCGGGGCGGGGCGGGUAGGGUACGGGCACUGCAGCAGGUUUGACGGAAGGAGCGGCGGCGGAGGACCGGGAGGAUGGAGGCGGUAGUGUUCGUCUUCUCGCUCCUCGAUUGUUGUGCGCUCAUCUUCCUCUCCGUCUACUUUAUAAUUACAUUGUCUGAUUUAGAAUGUGAUUACAUUAACGCUAGAUCAUGUUGCUCAAAAUUAAACAAGUGGGUAAUUCCAGAAUUGAUUGGCCAUACCAUUGUCACUGUAUUAAUGCUCGUUUCAUUGCACUGGUUCAUCUUUCUUCUCAAUUUGCCUGUUGCCACUUGGAAUAUAUAUCGGUUCAUUAUGGUGCCAAGUGGUAACAUGGGAGUGUUUGAUCCAACAGAAAUACACAAUCGAGGACAGCUGAAGUCACACAUGAAAGAAGCCAUGAUCAAACUUGGUUUUCACUUGCUCUGCUUCUUCAUGUAUCUUUAUAGUAUGAUUUUAGCUUUGAUAAAUGACUGAAGCUGGAGAAGCCUUGGGUGAAGUCAGCAUACACUACAAUGCACAGUUGAGGAGCCAGAGACUACUUACUUAAAUCAUCCUUAGAACCGUGACCAUAGCAGUAUAUUUUUCCUCUUUGAACAAAAAACUAUUUUUGCUGUAUUUUUACCAUAUAAAGUAUUUAAAAACUAUGAA